AUGCACCCUCAUCUCGAAAAAACCACCUCAGGCUCAUCUCCAAAUAUCUCCACUCCCAAAAUGGAAAGCAAACCCAAGGGCCAACCCUCAAGACACGGUAAAAAGGCAUGGAGAAAAAACAUUGAUGUUGAUGACAUCCAGGCUGGCUUGGAAGCAAAGAGAGAGAAUGAGGUUUUAUUGGGAGAUGACUCGGAUUUCAUAAUUGAUAACGAGGGUGACAGCAAAUCGAAGACCCCAGCCUUUAUAAGGAAGACGUCUGAGAUCUUGGCCAACAAGUCCAAAGUUCCUUCUGUUUCCUCGAGAAAAGUCAAGCACAAAGUCAGCAAGUCCCAGGCGAAUAGAUUGAUGGCUUUGGCUGGUCGUCUGGUUACCACAUCGAAAGUUCAAGCUAGAAGUGAAAAGGAAGGCAUUAUCAGAGCAUCUUCGCUUGAUGUCUGGGGUACUGCCUCUGAGGAGGAGUUGCCUGAAGUAUACAAGAAGACGCCCUUUUUGUCUUACACCGCAGCGAAGAAGGCUCCAAAAACUUUAUCUCAUCAGCCUGUGGCUCUUGAAACUCCAGCUCCACUUGAAACUGUGAUCCACGCUGGUAAGUCUUACAACCCGGACUUAAAAUCCUGGAAGGAUUUGAUCAACAAGGAAUUUAACCUCGAAAAUAGCAUAGAAAUGAAGCGUCAAGAGAUGGAGGAGCACCAAAAGCGCAUUCAGUACUUGAUUGCCACGUUGGAUGACAAGGAAUUCGAAGAGUCUGAUGACGAAGAAGGAAAGGAGGAAGAAGGUGCUGGAGAAAACGAAGACGAAGACGAUUCCUACAAGCUUUCACUCAAUGAAAGAACAGAAUUGAAGAUCAAGACGAAAACACGCAGAAAUAAAGAAAUGAGACAUAAGCAGAGAUUAGAACUUGAGAAGAAGCUUAAAGACUUGAAAAAGCAAAUUCAUGACUUGUCCAACUUGGAAACAAUUGAAAGCGAAGUUGAAAAGAAGUUGCUGUCUGUUAAGAAGAGAUCUGAGAGAAAAUACCGUCGUCAUGGUAAACAUGAAGUUGGUUCACGAAUGAGGGGAGUUUCGAUGAUGACCAGCAUUGAGACCAUGAACCAGAAGUACUCUAUAUGA
Clavispora lusitaniae ATCC 42720 is the source of this 1110-nucleotide messenger RNA. RefSeq lists its product as uncharacterized. Gene Ontology annotation, molecular function: 5S rRNA binding. Gene Ontology annotation, cellular component: nucleolus. Gene Ontology annotation, biological process: rRNA processing; ribosomal large subunit assembly. Lineage: Eukaryota; Fungi; Ascomycota; Pichiomycetes; Serinales; Metschnikowiaceae. The record is from RefSeq and is a predicted model, not a curated record.